ACGACUGAGAAUUCUGUUUCUCCGCUGCUCGCUGAGCUCCCUUCCUCCCGUCUCUCUCGCAGAUUCUCAUUUCCGGUAUCCCCCUCGUUGUAGAAACCCUAAAACCAAUUCAACUGAAAGAUAAUAGGUUAAGACAAAAAAAGAAGAGGAACGAAUGGCGCUGGUGAGCGCCGAUCCUACCCUAACCCUAACCUCGGAUUCCCCGUCGGAAGGAGGAGAAACAGAACAUCUGCCGCCGUCGCCUUCCGUCCCCGACUCUUCACCCGGAUCAUUGUCCCCUGAUUGCAGCCAUGCUGCAGAUCGCGUGGCCGAUGAUGAUCCUUCAUUGCCCGAGAGGACAUCAGAGGAGCCUGCGUCGCUCUCGCGGAACUCGUCGAGCUCGUCGCUUAAGAAGCUCAACGCUGAGGCGCCUGAGUUUGUGCCCCGGGCAUCGUCGGGAUCACCGUUGUCGUCGAACUGUGGCACCUUCGUCCCGCAGCAGCAGCCGAUCCCCCGGAUGAUCAGAGUGAUCCCGCAGGUGCACCCUGUGCAGAUCUAUCCGAUGCAGAAUUCCCCGGUGCACCAUCCGGGGCAUGGUCAUCCACAAUUUUUUGGAUAUCCUGCCGCAGGAGCGCAUGAAAUGGCAGCUCCAGUUGUUGCGGAGUCCAAUUCAAGGGAUGGAUUGACGGAAGAACUCGCUCACAGAAUCGUAAAACAGGUGGAGUAUUACUUCAGUGAUGCAAAUAUAGCUACUAAUGAUCAUUUGCUUAGAUUCAUCAGCAAGGACCCUGAAGGUUAUGUGCCUAUGUCAGUCGUUGCAUCUUUUAAGAAAAUAAGGGCUCUUAUCAGUAGCCAGCCCAUACUUGCUGAUGCUCUGAGAACAUCUUCGAUGCUUGUGGUGAGUGAGGAUGGCAAGAAGGUUAGACGCGUAAAUCCGCUAUCAGAUGCUGAUAUUGAAGAUUUGCAGUCACGUACUGUUGUUGUUGAAAACUUGCCUGAAGAUCAUUCUCACCCAAAUCUGGAGAAGAUUUUUUCUAUUGCUGGAAGUGUAAAGAGUGUUCGCAUUUGUCAUCCUCAGCAUUCCAACGGUGCAUCUGCUUCUGCUCAAUCUAGAUCCCCUAAAAUGGGCACUCUUGUUAGCAAUAAGCUGCAUGCAUUUGUGGAGUUUGAGACAGUUGAGCAAGCAGAGAAAGCAGUUUCCGAGCUAAAUGAUGAAAGAAAUUGGAGAAGUGGCCUCAGGGUCCGGAUGCUUCUCAGGCGCACGGUGAAACCAUUGGCUCCCACUCGUGCAAGAAAGGCAGCUCAUGAUGGUGAAUAUAACAAUACAGAGGAAGAUCUCUUAACAGCUGAGCAUGAUUAUGAUGAUAAGCAUCUGGAAGAUCAAUCCAAUUUGCUUGACCACCAAAUAGAUCAAAUGGGGGAUGAAGUUCAUAUUGACAAGGAAGGUGGUGGGAAAAGAGGAAAGGGUCGUGGUCGUGGCAAAGGCCGAGGUCGAGGUAAUGCUCAGUAUCACAACCGUGUGAGUCACCCUGUUGGAACGCCACCUUCAAAUGCCAGCCAUUUCCAGAAUGAGCACCCUGCAUCAGCCAAACAUCCACCUGGGCCGAGGAUGCCAGAUGGGACACGAGGUUUUACGAUGGGACGAGGAAAGCCAGUGACCGCUGCUACUGAAUGAUGACACAUUCAUGCAUUUGGUUGCAUAAAUUUGAUCAGUGGACACAAGGCAGGCAGUGCCAUUGUGUGUGCCGCGCAUAUGCAUGCAUGCAUUUUCUUUAUUUUCUUUUCUAAUAGCCUGGUUUUAGAAGGCUAUCUACACACACUAGUCUUGCUUUAUUGCGAGUCGGAUGCUGUUUAUCCUUUUUGAGGUUUGCGCGUUUUGUGAGAUUACGAGGGAUUUGGUGGGAUUCCUUAGGAGGCAGGCAGGAAGAGGAUGCACUUCUUAUACUUGAUGUACAAAUUAGACGAAAGUGCAUUUUUUUUUUCUUUUCUUUUUCUUAAUCAUAUGUAUAUCUAUGCGAGGAAACUUCAGAUUAGCCAAAGGAAAAAGCAGAUUGAUUGUAGUGGGACAAAGGAGAAUCGGCUUGGUUACUUUGCUU
Messenger RNA from Nymphaea colorata (pocket water lily), 2075 nucleotides. Its product is annotated as la-related protein 6B-like. The record is from RefSeq and is a predicted model, not a curated record. The transcript has 10 exons. Gene Ontology annotation, molecular function: mRNA binding. Bases 155 to 1654 code for a protein of 499 amino acids. Gene Ontology annotation, biological process: RNA processing. NCBI's taxonomy places the organism in Eukaryota, Viridiplantae, Streptophyta, Magnoliopsida, Nymphaeales, Nymphaeaceae. Gene Ontology annotation, cellular component: nucleus.